This is a messenger RNA of Clonostachys byssicola, 228 nucleotides long. The record is from the annotation of a GenBank genome assembly. NCBI's taxonomy places the organism in Eukaryota, Fungi, Ascomycota, Sordariomycetes, Hypocreales, Bionectriaceae.
AUGGACUUUGCCUCCCCGAGCCCCAACUCGCUUCUAGGCCCUCGUCCUGUGGUACGGAUGCAGGCAGGCUCCGAACUCGUUUCUCGACCAGCUCGCAGUGAUACGAUUCUAAUGGAGUAUCGGUGCAAGCGAAAGAACGUCGGUGUUGGGGCGGAGGUAGAACCUGGACUGGUUGGAUCUAUCGACCAGGUGCUGAUCGACGAGAUCACACAGAUCGUCGUGGACUGA